Messenger RNA from Alnus glutinosa, 634 nucleotides. RefSeq names its product heavy metal-associated isoprenylated plant protein 47-like. The coding region runs from base 55 to 477 and encodes 140 amino acids. Gene Ontology annotation, molecular function: metal ion binding. The record is from RefSeq and is a predicted model, not a curated record. NCBI's taxonomy places the organism in Eukaryota, Viridiplantae, Streptophyta, Magnoliopsida, Fagales, Betulaceae. The transcript has 3 exons.
GCUGGAUCUCUUAGCUAGCCCACGCCUAUAAAUGUACCUUCAAUUCAUUUCUCCAUGCACACAGAUCAGAUCGAGUUCUCUCACGAAAGCCGCUUGUUAAUUAUAUAUAAUUGCUUCCGCAAAAACAUGAAGCAAAAAAUAGUUAUCAAGGUGCAAAUGAGCAGUGCUAAAUGCAGAACCAAGGCCAUGAAGAUUGCCGCAACAACAGACGGUGUGAGCUCGGUGGCAAUACAAGGGUCAGAUAACGAUCAGUUGGUGGUGAGUGGCCAAGAUGUUGACUCGGUUAAGUUGACCCGCUCGCUAAGGAAGAAGCUUUGCUAUGCCACCAUAUUGACCGUCGAAGAAGAGAAGGAAAAAGACGCAGAUACGACAGAAGAACAAGUGGAACCAAAGUUUCCGGCGUGUAAUUAUCAACCAUAUCCCAAGUACUAUGAAGUCGUCUACGAUCCGUAUCAAAAUAACUGCUCCAUCUUGUGAUAUCGUACGAUUUACGAGAUCACCCCUCGAUCUCUUUCAAACCCCCCGAACAUGCAUUUGUUUGUCUGUUGAGUUUGGUGCACUAUGUUGCUCUUAGUGUCAUCUUGGAGCGACUUAUGAUUCGUUUGGGUAUUGAAUUUUUAGAAUUAGAAUUGAA